Molecule: messenger RNA, 3827 nt
Organism: Oncorhynchus gorbuscha (pink salmon)
Lineage: Eukaryota; Metazoa; Chordata; Actinopteri; Salmoniformes; Salmonidae
Product: CCN family member 2-like
Exons: 5
Coding region: 166-1209 (347 amino acids)
Biological process (GO): cell adhesion; signal transduction
Cellular component (GO): extracellular matrix; extracellular region
Molecular function (GO): heparin binding; integrin binding
Source: RefSeq, a predicted model, not a curated record
CCAUGCCUCAGUCUAGCUAGCCCCUGGAGCCCUGCAGAGAGUCAACGAACAACUGCCGGUGGAGUGAGAGAAAAGGGAAACUCCGGUCUGCGUGUCUGUCACACUGAACGAAAACCAACGUGUUGGACUGAGUGAGAGCGCGCUGUUGAAAUAAACGAGGCAACAAUGUCUGAGGGAGUUAUCACCAGAAUGGGUCUUCUUCUGCUCGUCAUCAGCUCGACAAUGGCCCAGGACUGUUCCGAUCCCUGUGACUGCCCAUCGGAUCCCCCUCCAUGCCCGUUUGGUACCAGCCUGGUUCUGGAUGGCUGUGGUUGCUGUAAGGUGUGUGCCAGGCAAGCCGGCGAGCCCUGUACCCUCCUGGAGCCAUGUGACCACCACAAAGAGCUUUACUGUGAUUAUGCAAUGCUGAGUGACACUGAGCACGGCAUCUGUAUGUCCCAGGAAGGCCAGACGUGUGACCUGGGAGGGGUCAUCUACCGCAGUGGAGAGACCUUUCAGCCCAGCUGCAAGCACCAGUGUGUCUGUAUGAACGGAGAGAUCGGCUGCGUGCCAACCUGUGCCAGCGACGUGUGGCUGCCUUCCCCAGACUGCCCCUACCCACGCCGCAUCCAGAUCCCUGGGAAGUGCUGUGAGGAGUGGGUGUGUGACCAGAGCCCUCAGGACAACCCCUAUCAGUCAGCCAUGGCUGUCUACAGAAAGGAGUCAGCCCACGUGCCGGUCCCGGCGGAGAGCCCCAGGGAGAACUGCAUCGUCCAGACCACCAAAUGGGGCGAGUGCUCGGCCACCUGCGGCAUGGGCGUGUCGUACCGCGUCACCAACGACAACGAGCGGUGCCAGCUGGAGAGGCAGACCCGUGUCUGUAUGAUCCGGUCCUGCCAUGUGGAGCAAGAGAAGGACAUCAAGAGGGGGAAGAAGUGUGUACGGACCCCCAAGUCCCCGCGAGGCGUGCGCUUCCAUCUGUCGGGCUGCAGCAGCAGGAGGGUCUACAAGCCCAAGUUCUGUGGUGUGUGUACGGACGGGCGCUGCUGCACCCCCCACACCACCGUCACUGCAGAGGUGGAGUUCCACUGUCCCGAGGGAGACGCCUUCAGACGCAAGAUGAUGUUCAUCAAGACGUGCUCCUGUCACCACGACUGUCCACGAGACAAUGACAUCUUCCUGGCUUCGCAAACACGCAGGAUGAUCGGGGACUAUGACAACGAUAUGUAACCGACGUGGCUGCCGUACACACUGCACAUAUAACGUCAUAUAUACACACACAUAUAUAUAUACACAUACACACACACAGGCACGGAUAAAACUCCUUCCCACCACCCUCACACACUGAUAGGCAGCUCUUUGAAGGAUGUCAACCUGGUUGAAUCCCUGGACUCUGUCUCUACCUUACUACCCAUAAGGAUGUCAACCUGGUUGAAUCCCUGGACUCUGUCUCUACCUUACUACCCAUAAGGAUGUCAACCUGGUUGAAUCCCUGGACUCUGUCUCUACCUUACUACCCAUAAGGACUCUGUCUCUACCUUACUACCCAUAAGGACUCUGUCUCUACCUUACUACCCAUAAGGACGUCAACCUGGUUGAAUCCCUGGACUCUGUCUCUACCUUACUACCCAUAAGGAUGUCAACCUGGUUGUGAGACUGAAAAGAAAGAAUGUGUGAUUUCAAGAUAUGAAGAAGCAGAGCAUGAGAUUUACUUUUUAGGUUUUAUUUUUUAAAUUUAAUUUAACUUUUUUUUUUUUUUUUAAUGCGCAGCUCUAAAGUCACCUGACUCUUUGAUUGGCUCUUUGAUUGGUCUUUCUGUAUGUCUACAGAGAUACUGAAGGGUGGAUCUGACGCACUGAGGACACAAUGUUAGAGACAAUGUUAGGCAAGAAUAUAUUUACAUACACUGCUUAAUUGCCAUGGGAACAUGACACGGUAGUGUACAGAUGAGAGGUAGGUAGCGCAGCCUAGUGGUUAGAGCGUUGGACUAGUAACCAGAAGGUUGCGAGUUCAAACCCCCGAGCUGACAAGGUACAACUUUGUCGUUCUGCCCCUGAACAGGCAGUUAACCCACUGUUCCCAGGCCGUCAUAGAAAAUAAGAAUGUGUUCUUAACUGACUUGCCGGUUUAAAUAAAGGUAAAAUAAAAAUAAAAGGUAUCCUAUGGGGGUGUCUCCCAACUCCGUACCCCCAACAGCACACAUUGUUGUUUUAGACCAGGACAAAAACACCUGAUUCAACUUGUCAAAGGCUUGAUUAUUAGUUAAAGAGUAGAAUCAGGUGUGCUUGUCCGGGGCCACAACAAAUAUGUCCUAGGUUGAGGGCGCACUGAACGGAGAGGCACUUACUGAACCGAAUUUCACAUCUUGACAUAACAUUUUAGAAUAUGACAUUUAAAAAAUAUAUUUUUCAUAUGUUACAGAUGAACAAUACAGAAAUGGUUUGGAUAUAAUGUAGUACUGGUAUGUGCCUUGACAUCUGUAUAAUAAUGAUUGAACAUAUAUAAUUAUAAUUAAGAAUGUCAAUAAUAUUGUUUAUUGUUUAUUUAAAAAAUAAAAGAAGUAAUGAAAUGAAAGAAAGAAAUUUGGCAUUUAACGAAAACACCUUGUGUAAAUACUGAAAGACGGUGUACAAUUUAGUACUAUAAUUUAUUACCUGGUUGUUGUUUCAUUAAUAACACCAUGUUGAAGGUUGUUGUUUCAUUAAUAACACCAUGUUGAAGGUUGUUGUUUCAUUAAUAACACCAUGUUGAAGGUUGUUGUUCCAUUAAUAACCCCAUGUUGAAGGUUGUUGUUGUAUAAUUAAUAACACCAUGUUGAAGAUUGUUGUUGUAUAAUUAAUAACACCAUGUUGAAGGUUGUUGUUGUAUAAUUAAUAACACCAUGUUGAAGGUUGUUGUUUAAUUAAUAACCCCAUGUUGAAGGUUGUUGUUGUAUAAUUAAUAACACCAUGUUGUAGAUUGUUGUUGUUUCAUUAAUAACACCAUGUUGAAGGUUGUUGUUUAAUUAAUAACACCAUGUUGUAGGUUGUUGUCUAAUUAAUAACACCAUGUUGAAGGUUGUUGUUUAAUUAAUAACCCCAUGUUGAAGGUUGUUGUUGUAUAAUUAAUAACACCAUGUUGUAGAUUGUUGUUGUUUCAUUAAUAACACCAUGUUGAAGGUUGUUGUUUAAUUAAUAACCCCAUGUUGAAGGUUGUUGUCUAAUUAAUAACACCAUGUUGAAGGUUGUUGUCUAAUUAAUAACACCAUGUUGAAGGUUGUUGUAUAAUUAAUAACACCAUGUUGUAGAUUGUUGUUGUUUCAUUAAUAACACCAUGUUGAAGGUUGUUGUUUAAUUAAUAACACCAUGUUGUAGGUUGUUGUUGUAUAAUUAAUAACACCAUGUUGUAGAUUGUUGUUGUUUCAUUAAUAACACCAUGUUGAAGGUUGUUGUUUAAUUAAUAACCCCAUGUUGAAGGUUGUUGUCUAAUUAAUAACACCAUGUUGAAGGUUGUUGUUUAAUUAAUAACCCCAUGUUGAAGGUUGUUGUUGUAUAAUUAAUAACACCAUGUUGUAGAUUGUUGUUGUUUCAUUAAUAACACCAUGUUGAAGGUUGUUGUUUCAUUAAUAACACCAUGUUAAAGGUUGUUGUUGUUUAAUUAAUAACACCAUGUUAAAGGUUGUUGUUGUUUAAUUAAUAACACCAUGUUGAAGAUUGUUGUUUAAUUAAUAACACCAUGUUGAAGGUAUUGUAUUAUACUGUAUCAUACUUGUUUUUCACUGUAACCACCUGGCCAAGACACAAGUGAGUUCCUAUUUGUUGCACUUUUGUCUAUAUCAACUUAAAUAAAUUAUAUUUUUUAUACAUAAA